AUGAGUUUUUCAAUCAUCCUUAUAGCAAGUUUAUAUGCAUUACUAACAACAACAACUCCAUCAACAGCAGAAACGAAAUGGGAAGAGAAUCCGGGAACAAUAGAAGGUGAUAUCAGGCUUCAUGAAAAACCAACGCGUGGAGUCGCAACUCGUGAUAGAGGUGCACGUUGGACAAAUGGAAUUGUUCCCUAUCAAUUUUUACCCGGAUAUACGACUGAACAACAAGCAAAGAUUAUUAGUGCAAUGCGAAGAUUGGAAAGUACAACAGCUACUAAUACUUUUCGUUGUAUUCAAUUUCGACCCAAAGAGCCAUCUGAUCAGUAUUACAUCACAAUUAUAAAUGGAUUGGGUUGCUGGUCUUAUAUUGGACGACCUUACAUUCCUAAUUACAAUCAUACAGUUAUAUUAAAUAGUUCUGGUUGUCUUGAUGAUGGACGAAUAAUGCAUGAAUUUAUGCAUACAUUAGGUUUCUGGCAUGAACAAUCACGUCCCGAUCGUGAUUCAUAUGUACGAAUCUAUCCGGAAAAUAUACAAGUUGACAUGGAAAGCUAUUUUCAGAAGAAGGAUAAUACAGAAGUUGACACUCAGAAUACACUGUACGAUUAUGACUCCUUAAUGCACUACCCACGUUAUGCAUUUUCUAAAAAUGGUUUACCAACAAUUGAAGCAAUUCAACCAAAUGUUAUGAUCGGACAGCGUCUUUAUCUAAGCCCAACUGAUAUUCGAGAAAUUCAACUCUACUAUAAUUGUACAGGAAGUGGAUCCACAUCACCACCAACCACAACAGUUAUUACGCCUACAACAAGUAAGAAUAUAAUAACUGAAUUAUAA
Molecule: messenger RNA, 831 nt
Organism: Rotaria sordida
Lineage: Eukaryota; Metazoa; Rotifera; Eurotatoria; Philodinida; Philodinidae
Source: the annotation of a GenBank genome assembly